Cordyceps fumosorosea ARSEF 2679 is the source of this 726-nucleotide messenger RNA. RefSeq lists its product as hypothetical. The transcript has 2 exons. Lineage: Eukaryota; Fungi; Ascomycota; Sordariomycetes; Hypocreales; Cordycipitaceae. Bases 1 to 726 code for a protein of 241 amino acids. The record is from RefSeq and is a predicted model, not a curated record.
AUGCUUCCUGCUACUGUCCUUGCCCUCUGCGCCCUUGCCGUCGCCGCACCCCUGCCGAGCCCUCAGGCUGCCCGCCCGUUGAUUGACAUCAACGCCAGCAACAACAAGCUGGACUUCCCCAUCAACGUCCUCGGCCUGCAGACCCACGACGUCUCUGCCGCCAACGGCAAUCUCUCCCCGAGCCAGGCCAACUCCCCGAACCAGGCCAACUCCCCGAACCAGGCCAACUCCCCGAACCAGGCCAACUCCCCGAACCAGGCCAACGCGCCAGCGGCGGCGUCCCCGGCCCCGGCCCCGGCUACGGACUCCCAGGACGCCAAGGGCAACAACGUCAACGGCAACACGCUCAACUUCCCGGUCAACGUGCUCGGCGCCCAGACACACGACAUCUCGGUCUUCAACGGCAACCUGUCCCCCAACCGGGCUCCGGCCCAAGCUGCAGCCCCGGCCCAAGCCCCGGCCCCAGCCGCAGCCCCGGCCCAAGCUCCGGCCCAGGCCCAAGCCCAGGCCCCUGCCCCGGUGGCGCACACCACCACCGUGACCGAGGCCGUUUCGAGCAACGGAAAUGGAAACGGAAGCUAUGUCGUGCCCGUGGCUGUCAACGCGGCUCCGGCCCCCGCUGCCCCCGCCGCCCCAAACGCGCUCAUGGGGGCUGUGGCCGGCAUCACCUCCGCAUUGUACAACUUGGCUGGCGCCAUCACCGGCGCCACAGGCGGCAGGGCCUAG